ACGUACAAGGGUGUAGGCGCUGGAAUCGAAACUAAAACAAUUCGGAAGGGCUGAUAGUAUACAGUAGAGAGGCCGAAACGCUGGUGUUCAAAGAAUUGUGUGUUUUUUAAAAUCUAAAUUAACUGUAAAGUUAACAAUGGCAGCGCCAAGGAAAGUGAAGAUAGGUAUAAUUGGUGGCUCAGGAUUAGAUGAUCCCGAUAUUUUAAGCGAUAGAAAAGAAAUUACUUGCAGCAGUUCAUAUGGAUCGCCCUCAGAUUGUCUUAUUGAAGGAAAAAUAAAGGACGUUGAUUGUGUUCUCUUAGCUAGGCAUGGACGAAAGCAUAAUAUUAUGCCAUCUAAUGUAAAUUAUAGAGCAAAUAUUUUUGCUUUGAAAGAGCAAGGAUGCACUCAUAUAGUAGUUACUAAUGCAUGUGGAUCAUUAAAGGAAGAAAUUAAACCUGGAGAUAUAAUUUUUCCGGAUCAGUUUAUUGAUCGUACUACUAAAAGGGAAAGCACUUUUUAUGAUGGAAAAGAGUCUUCCCUGAAAGGUGUUUGUCACAUACCUAUGCAUACACCAUUUUGUCCAGAAACUCGUCAGAUUUUGAUUAAAACAGCCAAAGAAUUGAAAAUUCCCUACCAUGAAUCUGGAACAAUUGUUGUUAUAGAAGGACCUCGUUUUUCAACUAAAGCAGAAAGUCACUUAUUUCGUUCAUGGAAGUGUGAUAUUAUUGGCAUGACUACUGUUCCUGAAGUUGUAUUAGCAAAUGAACUUGGAAUUUGUUAUGCUACUAUUGCUAUGGCUACAGAUUAUGAUUGUUGGCGUGAUGAUGGAGCAUCAGUUUGUGUUGAGGAUGUGAUGGCUACAAUGAAAAACAAUGCCGCUAAAGCAACUCACAUACUUUUAAAAGCUAUUCCUGCCAUUGCAGAGAAAGAUUGGACAGAUGUUUGGUAUAAGCAAGAGGCAUGUGCAAAAUCUGCAGUUAUGCUGUAAGAAUUACUGGCUUAUGAAAAGAAAUGAGAUUAUUAAAGUACAACUUUUGCUUUCAACAAGAUAAUAUUUUAACUUGCCAAAAACUUUUAAAUAAAGUUAACUAUUGCUGUA
Argiope bruennichi is the source of this 1081-nucleotide messenger RNA. RefSeq names its product S-methyl-5'-thioadenosine phosphorylase-like. Gene Ontology annotation, cellular component: cytosol. The record is from RefSeq and is a predicted model, not a curated record. Gene Ontology annotation, biological process: nucleoside metabolic process. Gene Ontology annotation, molecular function: S-methyl-5-thioadenosine phosphorylase activity. The transcript is spliced from 9 exons. The coding region runs from base 137 to 970 and encodes 277 amino acids. Lineage: Eukaryota; Metazoa; Arthropoda; Arachnida; Araneae; Araneidae.